AUGGUGGCUGGAGGAAGUGGUAGCCAGGCUCGCAAUGACAUUGCGGGAUCGGGUGGUGGCCUAAAAGGACUUGAUGCUGCUGGAAAAGGAGGAACGCAAAUGUCUGGUGGCAAGGGUCGGGUUUCAGGAACUUUCGGCAUGGGAGGUGGAAGUUUUGAUGAAGCUUCUGGCGGUGGUGGCGGUUAUUUUGGUGGUGGUUCCUUCUCAUACGGAUUUGGAAAUUCUGGCGGUGGUGGAAGUUCGUAUAUAAGUGGAUAUAAAGGUUGUAUUUCUGUAGCCGAAGAUUAUACAAAUGAUAAUCCUAAGUUCUCGACAGAAGAGGGUCAAUCAAUCCAUUAUUCUGGAAUCAAAUUCCAAAACCCAGAAAUGAUAGAUGGAAAGGGUAUAAUGCCAUCUCCUAACGUUACUAAUCCUAUUGCCGAAUAUGGUCAUGACGGAAAUGGACACGUCAUUAUUUGGAAAUAUAUCUGGUAUGAAAAGUAUUAUAUAGAUAACCUCGAAGCUGUACCACUUAUUAUUCGCGUUAAAUGCUCGAUGCCAUACUUAUUUGGAGCAAAAUUUGAUAAUGCAUUUUAUUAUUCCGUCAUUUCAUUAUCUAUAUAA
This is a messenger RNA of Trichomonas vaginalis G3, 603 nucleotides long. Its product is annotated as glycine-rich protein family. The coding region runs from base 1 to 603 and encodes 200 amino acids. Lineage: Eukaryota; Parabasalia; Trichomonadida; Trichomonadidae. The transcript has a single exon. The record is from RefSeq and is a predicted model, not a curated record.